Messenger RNA from Vicia villosa (hairy vetch), 1662 nucleotides. RefSeq lists its product as uncharacterized. The record is from RefSeq and is a predicted model, not a curated record. The transcript is spliced from 4 exons. Bases 1 to 1662 code for a protein of 553 amino acids. NCBI's taxonomy places the organism in Eukaryota, Viridiplantae, Streptophyta, Magnoliopsida, Fabales, Fabaceae.
AUGGGGAAGAAGAAGCGUGCUUCUAAGAAGGUGCCGCCACCGUCAAAGCCGUCAGAGAAGUUGUCAAAGACGAAGCGAGGGAGGAAAACGAAGAAGGAGAAGGAUGCAGAGAAGCACAAAGAAGAUGGAACAUCCGUUCACGGUGAUCGGUCAAAUGAUAUGUUCAAUGCUGUAAUCCAAUAUGGUGGUGAGUUUGUGCUUCUGAACAACGGUGAUACGAUUUACAGAGGGGGUGUGUCGUCGUUAGUUUCUGAACUCCGUUUAGAAGAGUUUGCAAUGGAUAGUGUACAUAGAUGGGAACUUUUCAUAGAGCAUGAUGUUGAUGAUUCUAUAGCAUCAGUUAGGUCGCCUAGGUGUGUCAAUGAGGUUGUUGAGAUGGAAGGAAGUGAUGAAGAAGAUGUUGAAGGUUUAGGUGACAGUGAAGAUGAGAGGGCCACUACAGUUCUUGAUGGUUUUGAAGGGGUUGAUAUAGGUUUACCUAUGAAGGAGACCACAAAAGGCCUUGAGUUUAUUAGUGAGCCUAAAAAGAAAAAGUGUGAGGAGGAUGAGUAUAUUAGUGAUGAGUUGGAAAGUUCAGAUCCAGAUUUGUCAGAUAGUGAGAAGGGCAAAGUCCAAAAAUUUGAAAAGUUUAGAAAGGACCAUUUAAAUAAGGAUUUUAAAUUUCAGUGGGGCAUGCAAUUCAACUCCCUAGAUGAAUUUAGAUAUGCCAUACGUGAAUGGUCAGUAUUAAAUGGGAGAGAAAUAACUUUUACCAAAAAUGAAAGUGAUAGGGUAAGGGUAGUGUGCAGCGCCAAAUGUGGGUUUUUAAUGCUUUGCUCUAAAGUGGGCCAUAAGAGGACUUUUGAUAUAAAAACCAUAGUAGACAAACACACGUGUGCUAGGGUUUUAGACAACAGAUCUGCAAAUUCAAGGUGGGUUGCUAAGGCGGUUUUGAAGAAGAUGCAAAGCUCACAGGAUGUUAGAAUCACUGAUACUAUACAAGAUCUGAGGCAAAAUUACUCUGUAGGUAUAACUGUGAGUAGGGCUUGGAAAGCAAAACUCAUAGCCAAGAAGAUGUUGGAGGGAGAUGCAGACAGGCAAUAUGCAAUAUUGAGGAGGUAUGCUGCAGAAUUGCAUAGAGCCAACAUUGGAAACACAUUGUCAAUAACUGUUGAAAGGCCAAAUCCAACCAUCCCACCAAGAUUUGGUUCUUUUUAUUUCUGCUUUGAAGGAUGUAAAAAAGGAUUUCUAAAUGGUUGUAGGCCUUUUGUUGGUGUGGAUGGCUGCCACUUGAAAACCAAGUAUGGGGGUCAGUUACUAAUUGAUGUAGGGAGGGACCCUAAUGAUCAAUAUUUUCCACUUACUUUUGGGGUGGUUGAGACUGAAACAAAAGAAAGCUGGAAAUGGUUUUUGGAACUGUUGAUAAAUGAUAUGGGCCAUAGUAACAAAUAUGUCUUUAUAUCAGACCAACAAAAGGGUCUUGUUGCAAUGUUUGAAGCGAUGUUUGAAAGGAUUGAGCACAGAGUUUGCUUAAGGCAUUUAUAUGCUAAUUUCAAAAAAAAAAAAAAAAUUGGAGGAGGUGCCCUAAUUAGAGAUCUCAUGAUGGAAGCUGCAAAAUCCACAUACUACCAAGGUUGGCUUCAGAAGAUGAAUGAGUUAAAGUUGGUAGAUCCUAAUGCCUAG